This is a messenger RNA of Andrographis paniculata, 465 nucleotides long. RefSeq lists its product as uncharacterized. The transcript has a single exon. Lineage: Eukaryota; Viridiplantae; Streptophyta; Magnoliopsida; Lamiales; Acanthaceae. The record is from RefSeq and is a predicted model, not a curated record. Bases 1 to 465 code for a protein of 154 amino acids.
AUGAGUAGAAAUGACAAAGAAGCUGAACCAACUAAGAUUCCAUGGAUAGAAGUAGAGUUAUCGUCGGAAAUUGAGAUAGUUGGUGAUCCAGGAUUGCGUCAACCUAUUGAUAGUUAUCAUGUUAACAUUAGAGAUGGAUUGAGGAGGCGAUAUUUGGCUAAAGGUCCAUGUCAACCACGUGAAUGCAAUUUUCCAAAAAGUAGCUUGGGUAAAUUUAUGAGAAAGUUUCAAGUGGCAUGGUUUGACAAAUUUGAUUGGCUUGAAUAUAGUGUUAAAAAAGAUGCUGCAUUUUGUUUAGUAUGCUACUUGUUUAGUAAAGGCCAUAAACAUGGUGGAGAUACUACUUUUACAGAAGUUGGGUUCAAAAAUUGGAAAAGAGCCUUAGACAAAUUUAAAGAGCAUGUAGGCGAUACAAGAAGUGCAUAUCAUGGUGCUAAAAUUCAAGCUUCAUCAUUUAGGGAUUAG